Messenger RNA from Dioszegia hungarica, 2883 nucleotides. Its product is annotated as glycosyl transferase family group 2-domain-containing protein. NCBI's taxonomy places the organism in Eukaryota, Fungi, Basidiomycota, Tremellomycetes, Tremellales, Bulleribasidiaceae. The record is from RefSeq and is a predicted model, not a curated record. The transcript has 12 exons. The coding region runs from base 1 to 2883 and encodes 960 amino acids.
AUGUCCUUCCUCCGGCGCAUCUCCAACGCCGCUCAAUCUUUCCUCCCCAGCGCACCCUCUUCAUCUGGGACACCCGCGCCUCAUGUCCCCCGUCGCGCGACCGAAACCUUCCGAGGCGGACGCCUAGACUCGAUCAAGGAUGAAGAAUACGAAGAGUCUGUAGCGUCAAGGGCGUCGUGGGAGCUGUCAGACGAUGGCUCAUACCGCUCUGGAUCGUCCUCUUCCUCGGGGUCAUCGCGGUCAUCCCUCGAGUCGAAGCGCAGCUAUGAGACCGAAUCAUCAGAGGAGGAUACCGAUUCCGAGGCGGAAAUAGACGGGCGGCCCAGGGAUCGGUUUGACAUGAUGACGAGGCACCUGUGGAACGUGGCGGAGAGGCAGGGGUGGUUCAGAGAUGCCCACUUUGACGGUCUCGUCUCCAUUCGAGUCAAAAAGCGAGUACUGCGUACAUAUCCGGAGGCGAAACAAGGGAAGAAGAACUACAAGGAGAUGGUGCAGCGAGUCAAAGCGUGGGACUCUGCGCUGGGUACCUUGAAUCCGGAGGUAGCCAUGAAGAUCACCUCGAAAGUCGUUCAGUCCAUCAUGUCCAGAUGUCCCGACGACGCAAUAGAAAUCAUGCUCGACGUCAACACUCGGAUCCAGAUCCUUGACGAGCUGUCUCACCUCGCCGGAGCUCGAAAACACCAGUUCGCCGCCUUCAUCCGCCAAGAACGGUGUCUAGUGGUGUGGGCGGACGAAGUGGAGACCAUCAUUCCCUCGGCGGAAGCGCUCGAGCAGCGGAUGAUGAAUUAUGUCUGGCAGAGUCGGCAUGAUGAGCUUGCGGUUCUUGAGGCGGAGACCAAGGAGGACGAGGAGGGAUGGAUCGAUCAGGAUGCGGAGAAGGAGAGGCAACUUGUAUUGGCGGAGGAAGGCGAGGAGCAGGUCGGAGCGGAGCCAGGCAGCUGGGAGAUGCGGGAUAAGAGACCGGUGAUGCUCUAUGCGCCGCUGGUGUCUGGGCUGGCUAUCAUCUUGACUUGUCUCUUCAUCGGUUCCGGUAUGCGACAACUCAUCCGGGAAUGUCUGCUCGAUGCCAACUGGGCCCGUCUCGCUCUCCUCGCUACCUCUCCUUUCGGCUUCCUUCUCGCCAUCUUCUUCUCCAUCUGUGUCUGCGGAAACCUCUGGCAAAUGUUCGGACCCGUCGCCCAAUGUCACCAAAACUCGUCCUACUACUCUGGCCGCGCGCCUGAACGCAUGCUCGGUCGUCUCCCGCACAUCACCAUCCAGAUGCCCGUCUACAAGGAGGGAUUGGAGGGUGUCAUCAUUCCCACCGUCGAAAGUCUCAAGAAGGCCAUCACCACUUACGAGCGACAAGGCGGCUCGGUAAACAUCUUCAUGUUUGACGACGGGAUGCAGAUCUGGGACGAGGAGGAACAAGAGAUUCGAAAGGCGUACUAUGACCGUAACAACAUCGGAUGGACCGCGAGGCCGAAGCACGGCGCGAAUGGGUUCAAUCGACCAGGACGAUUCAAGAAGGCCUCGAACAUGAACUUUGGGAACGCACUUUCCCUCCGCGUCGAGGAGCUCAUGGACGAGAUCCGCCCCGAAGCGCCGGAGGAUGAUCCAGAAGCCAUGGCUGAAUGGCAAUGGACCGACGAGGAUGAGAAAGAGAUCUACGAUGAGGCGCUCGCUCGAGCUAUCGACGAGACCGAGGGAAUCGCCUGGGCAGCUGGUAAUAUUCGGGUCGGAGAGUUGAUCCUCAUCAUCGACUCCGAUACCCGUGUGCCGGAAGAUUGCUUCCUGGAUGCUGCCUCUGAAUUCUUCAACUCGCCCAACAUUGCCAUCAUUCAGCACGAGUCUGCCGUCAUGCAGGUCGUCGGCCAUUUCUUCGAGAACGGUAUCACCUCCUUCACCACCCGUAUCAACUCUGCCAUCUCCUUCUGUACCGCCAACGGCGAAGUCGCGCCUUUCGUCGGACACAAUGCCUUCCUCCGGUGGAAAGCUGUCCAGGAUGCCGCAUUCAUCGAUCCGGCGGAUGGCAAGAAGAAGUGCUGGUCGGAGAGUCACGUUUCGGAGGACUUCGACCAGGCUUUGAGGCUGCAGAUGAAGGGAUGGAGUAUCAGAUGGGCGAGUUACUCGAACGGAGGAUUCCAGGAGGGUGUAUCUUUGACUGCCGACGAUGAGCUCAAUCGAUGGCAAAAGUACGCUUACGGCUGCUCGGAACUACUCUUCCAGCCUCUGCGCCGAUGGCUCACCCACGGCCCGAUCACACCCCUCUUCCACCGUUUCGUCUGGGCCCAGGGUAUCCCUCUGCACUCGAAGAUCUCCGUUCUAGCUUAUAUCUCCUCCUACUACGCUAUCGCCUGUGCCAUGAUCCUCUCGGUCCUGAACUGGGUGCUCGUCGGUAUCUUCAGCGACGUACUUGACCUCUUCUAUCUCGAGUCAUGGCAGGUCUUCCUGACAUGUAUCGUCGUCUUCUCUGGGCUAUCUAACGUAUCCUCCGCUGUCUUUCAAUACCGUCUGAACGCCAAUUCGAUCGGAAACGCCCUGAUCAACAACUUCAAAUGGGUCAUCUUCUUUUUCUUCUUCUUCUGUGGCUUGCCAUACCAUCUCUCCACUGCUUUGCUUGCCCACUUGACAGGGUACAACAUGCAGUGGGCGUCCACCAUCAAGGAAGUCGAGCUAUCCCACUUCUUCAAGGAAUGGCCUGCAAUGUGGAAGCGAUUCUGGACUGUCUGGAUCCUGUCAUGGGUCAUUAUCGUCGGCGUCGCCAUCAUGGCCAGCAACAUCGUACCCGCCGGAUACAGAAUAACAAAUUUCACCUGUAUCCUGCCAUGUAUGGUGACUGCAUGCUGUCACUUCCUGUAUCCUAUUGUGCUCAACCCCUGGUUGCUGCUCUUCCAAUUCUAA